AUGGGUGCAGGUGCUGAGGUGACACUCGGUGCAAAGGCUGCAGCCGCCCUGGACAGGGAGCUGAUGAGCACAGGCGCCUUCUCCAUCGACCAGCUCAUGGAGCUCGCAGGACUGUCUGUAUCCCAGGUUGUGUACCGCGUCCAUCCCCUCAACAAAGGCCGCAGGGUUCUGGUCGCUGUCGGCCCUGGCAACAAUGGGGGUGACGGUCUUGUGGCAGCCCGACAUCUGCGCCAUUACGGUUAUCAACCAACCAUUUACUACCCCAAACGCAGCAAAAACGAGCUUUACCAGCGCCUCGCCAAACAGUUGGAAGACCUGGAUGUUCUCUUCGUCGACGAUUUCCCCAAGGCGUUGAGCUCGGCUGAUCACGUUGUCGAUGCUAUUUUUGGUUUCAGUUUCUCUGGAGAAGUUCGAGAGCCGUUCCCAGCCGUCAUCAAUGCAAUGGCGGAGACCCAGGUCCCGGUGACCUCCGUGGAUGCCCCCUCAUCUUGGGAUAUCGAGGAGGGCCCGCCCAAAAGUGGUGUCGGUAGUAAUUUUCACCCUAACUUCCUGAUCAGCUUGACAGCUCCAAAGCCCCUUGUCAAACACUUCAAGGGCCGUCACUUCAUUGGAGGACGCUUCGUCACACCCGCAAUCGCAGCAAAAUAUGACUUUGACGUUCCCGAGUACGAAGGGCUCGAUCAAGUUGUCGAGGUUGAACCCAGGGGUCAAAAGCUCUAA
Messenger RNA from Podospora pseudopauciseta, 720 nucleotides. RefSeq lists its product as uncharacterized. Lineage: Eukaryota; Fungi; Ascomycota; Sordariomycetes; Sordariales; Podosporaceae. Bases 1 to 720 code for a protein of 239 amino acids. The record is from RefSeq and is a predicted model, not a curated record. The transcript has 7 exons. Gene Ontology annotation, molecular function: NAD(P)HX epimerase activity. Gene Ontology annotation, cellular component: mitochondrion.